AGAGAGGCUCCGAAGUGCGUGCGACUAGGUUCUUGGGCGCGCGCUUCUUUUGGUUCCUCCUCUUCGGUUCUUUCUGUCUCCUGAAAGAUAAAGGCAGGUGGCAAGAACAGCCUCCCCCAAGACCUCCCUGAGAGCUGUUAGCCUAUUCCUGAGCUAGGAGACUUUGUGGGAACAAGACGCUUUUGUCCCAAGCCCAACCUUGUUCUUGUCCACUAGCUGAGGAGGGUAGUUCUACUUGUCUGGCUCUUGAGAGUUUAGAGGUGCUAAAGUUGUAAUAUGUGGCAGCUAUCUUAGUUUUCGGUGGUGGAAGUGUCAUUUUAUCCUAGCUAUUUUCAUGUUGUUGGUUUUGUUCUUUUCUUUUUUAAAAAGCCAUUUGGGUAAGGGUUGAAACGUGCUGACUGUAUGUUCUGUACUCUUAAGUCAGUUGCAGGAAAAGGCUCGUUAAAAUCAGCAAAACUUCCUAAGCUGAAGGGGGGGAGGGCUUGAAGCGAGCAUUAAAAAAAAAUAAAAUCUAAUUGAUUUCCUUGUAGCCAGAAAUUUGCCCAGGCUGGGACCCCAGCUCCGGAUCAGCCAGAGUAGUGAUGUGUGCUGAUGCAGCAGAAUCAGGAUGUUAUAAAUCAUUUCCCAUCAAAUACCUCUCCUUUUCCUAGUUUUUAGUACUGGAUGGAGCUUUGUGGACUCUGUGAGUCUUGAAGACCACAAAAGCUGAUGGGGUUUCAUAAGGGCUUCUGCUGAGAAUUACAUCUGAUUGCUCUGAUUUAUGUACUAUUCAGGAACCUUGAACCUGACAAGAUGUAGCCGUUUGUACAUAUGUGUGUUAUUUAAUAAUUUAUUGUGGCAUAAAUUCUAUUAUAAUAUCUCAAAAUACAGUUUUAAAUUACAGUAUCAUAAUUUUCCUUAUUAGUUUCUUAACUUGGAAGAGAAAUGGAUGAUGAACCAGAGAGAACCAAACGGUGGGAAGGGGGUUAUGAAAGAACUUGGUAAGCUUUUAUAUUUCUCUCCCCCCCCCCAUUGUUUAAGAACUGUAGUCUUUUGUUAUCUAUAUACAGUACAUUAUACUUUAUUUUUGUUGCUUCUAGGGAAGUUCUUAAAGAAGAUGAAUCUGGAUCAUUGAAAGCCAGCAUAGAGGAUAUUCUUUUUAAGGCCAAAAGAAAAAGGUAAUCACUAAGCUGCACAAUGUAGGGAUGCACUAUGAAUGACACUUCAGAAUAAAUUGCAUUUUGCUGCAGUCUUACAAGGAGAAGCGUGAAAAGUUUCCAGUUUAAAUUCAAAUCUAACUUCAUUCUACUUACCGUAGGUUGUAUAAUGUUAUAGUCAAUCAGAUUACAAUGUGGCUCUGACAUCCAUCUUCACAGCAUAAUUAAAAACUUUUGUAUCAAAUAUGCUCUUAGAUUUCCAGUUUUUUAAAAAAAAAGUAAAUAUGAUUCAUUGAAUAUAAUCUGUUUUUCACAAGUGAGAAUAGAUUGUAUAUAUUGAUGCUAUAAUAUAUGAAUGCUAUAACAAUUAGCAAUUAACUUUUUUUUUACACUUUGCAGAAUCUUUGAGCAUCAUGGACAAGUUCGACUUGGGAUGGUAAGUUCUCCUUUUCUACUUGGCUCUAAACUUAUUUUGCUGUGAAGUUGUAUAUGAAAUAGGUCUAGUUCAUAUGCUUAAUAAGAGCAUAGUCAGCCACUUGUUUUUCCUUAGAUUGCAGUUUGCUUUGGGCAGGCAGCUGAACUGUCAAUCAGUAAUAAGAACAAGAAGAGACCUGCUGGAUCAAAUCAAAGGUCCAUCUUGUAAAGCAUUCUGAUGUCACAGUAGUUCAUCCGAGGUGUAUAGGAAUCCCACAUGAGGGAUACGAGCCCUCUUGCUUGUGUGCCCUAGCAACUGAUCCUGGAGGUCGUAUAUAGCCAUUGUGGCUAAUAGCCAUUGAGAGACUUUGUCCUCCAUGAAGCUGCCCAAGUUGGUGGCCAUCACUACAUCUUGUGGUAACAAAUUGCAUAGUCUGAGGAUGUGCUGUGUGAAGAAGUACUUCCUUUAGUCCAUUCUGAAUCUCCCACUACUCAGAUUCAUUGGAUAACUCUGGCUUCUAGUAUUGUGAGAGAGGGAGAAAAACUUUCCCUACACCAUAGACACCUUCUUGUAAAAUUGCAGUGACAUUUAACAAUAAUCUAGCUAGGUAUAAAAAAAUUCCUUCCAGUAGCACCUUAGAGACCAACUAAGUUUGUUAUUGGUAUGAGCUUUCGUGUGCAUGCACACUUCUUCAGAUACCUGAAGAAUACCUGCAUGCACACAAAAGCUCAUACCAAUAACAAACUUAGUUGGUCUCUAAGGUGCUACUGGAAGGAAUUUUUUUAUUUUGUUUCGACUAUGGUAGACCAACACGGCUACCUACCUGUAACUAGAACUAUUUAGGCAUGUUCAUAUGACCUUUGAGCUUUAAGCAAGCAGGUCAAUAAACUUCAAAUUGCAUAGCAGAAAUUCUAGCCAUCCAAGUUCACAGAGAUAAUCUGAAGUCAGCCUAAACAAAAGGUAGCUCUGGUUGUUUUUUGGUUGAGGGAAGUUGGAUUCUGUUUAAAGCAAAUAAAGUUUAAACAAGUCUUAGCUUUGCUUAAGUGCUUUCAAUAAAGACUCUGGGAUUCUGACUGCAGCUUACCAGCUUUUAGAGUUGGUUUUGGGAUGCUAUAGUAAAAUGCUGGAUUCUUCAGUUAGGAUAAAGAUGUGAGAAAAGUUCUACUUGAUUAUUAUUUUAGGCUGUGUGCAAAUUUUACAUUGCAUUUAUUUGUGAUGUUAUUGGACUAUUAAUAAAAAGAUAAAAAUGUAUUUUGAUUACUGUACAUACAAUUGAUUGGAUUUAAACUUUUUUUUUCUGCCCCCCUCUUCCUCUUAACCAGACCCAGGAUGGCUAACAAGAAUCUUAAAAGCAUGGGUCAUGAAGCAACGGUUUAAAAUUAUACCAGUUUAAUGUGCUUAGAGGCACAUCAACAGAUGGAAAGGUCUCUGGGUUGCAUCCAAUGAUGUUGUGCUGUUAGCACAAGGACUUGAAUGGGACUACCUCUUCUCUCCCCAUACCCCCCCCAUGUGCUUCAUAGGGUUGGAGGAAUCCCAGAACCUAUUUGUAGGGGUGAGGGAGGAGAUUCCUGCACUGGUCAACUUUGUUGGAUAUAACCCUCUGUAUCUUUUAUCAUUAUCAUUAGUCCUCUGCUUUGGUGGUUGACCAAUCUGGAUGUUGGGUGUAAUGUAUCUCAACUGAAUCAUUUAAAAAAACAACAACCAACAACCCAUGGAUGUCUAAGAGGGUGUCAGGGCAGGAUUGGUGGAAAAUAUGUGUUUCAGGGGAUAAGGUAGAAGUAUAUAGUAUGAUAUACUAUAUAUAUCAUACUACUCAAAAGCAAAUACGGACCACUCAAAAGCAAGUACGCAUAGAUUUUCAGUUUUCAGAUAUAUUUCUGUAACUCCAAAAGAAGGGGCCAACAGCCCACAAUUCCUGAAAACCUGUGUGUGCAUUUAGAAUAAUUUGUGAAUCAUAUUGGCCUGAUACUCUAUUUUAUGAAUAUUAUAAUAAAAUAUAUUUUAAUUCCCUAAAAAUAUCUUACCCAUAUUUAGAUGCGUCACCUGUAUGUAGUGGUUGAUGGAUCAAGAACAAUGGAAGACCAAGAUUUAAAACCUACCAGGCUAACUUGUACCCUAAAGGUAUUUAUUCUUGAUAACUUGCAUUUCUCUAAGACCACUGAAAUCACUGAAAAUAGAUAAAAUGUCAGAUUGCGACAACUCAGAUUCAAGUUCUUGCUCAGCUCUGAAACCCACUGGAUCACCAUGGGCCAAGUCCCAUUUCUAAGCCUAAUGUACCUUGCAGAGUGGUUUGGAGGAUGACUUGGGUGUGGUUAGAUACAGCAAACAUCACCUAGAACCUCUUGAAGGAAAGGGGGAGGGAAGGAAACAAAUGUGAUAAAUUACCCUUCAUUUGUUUCCCUUUCUCAUCUGGUAAUCUCAGGGUUUCCAGGAACAGGGUCUUUCAGCCAUCAAACAGGAAUGUUUUCAAAUUCCUCCUGAAAGUCAAUAACUGUCCUAAAAAUAAGGUUUAGAUGGACCUUAACAUCACUCUUGAAAUAACAUUGGUAACCACAACUUUGUUUUUUGUUAGUUGUCCUUAUGCAUACUUUUUAGAAAAUAAGAAGCUUUUAUCUUUUUUGAUGACUAGGUAUAAAAUGACUUUUGUGAUGUUCAUAGAGUUGUGCAAUGUAAAGUAACACUUGAGAAUUAAUGGCUCUAGUGAUGUUUUUCUUUUUGUAGUUACUGGAAUAUUUUGUUGAAGAAUAUUUUGACCAAAAUCCGAUUAGUCAGGUAUGUACACUGUGCUGGAGAUGGUUGCUGCGGAUUAGAAAUAAUCACUUCUUCGAAUGUUUAGCUAAAAGCAAUCUUAAGUGUGACUAUUAGCAUAUUGGUGAGUUUAAAACAUUCUAAAGACAAAAUAAAAGCCAUGAUUUAUGUUAAAAUUAAAUAAUAAACAUGUUGUACUGGGACGCGGGUGGCGCUGUGGGUAAAAGCCUCAGCGCCUAGGGCUUGCCGAUCGAAAGGUCGGCGGUUCGAAUCCCUGCGGCGGGGUGCACUCCCGUUGCUCGGUCCCAGCGCCUGCCAACCUAGCAGUUCGAAAGCACCCCCGGGUGCAAGUAGAUAAAUAGGGACCGCUUACUGGCGGGAAGGUAAACGGCGUUUCCGUGUGCUGCGCUGGCUCGCCAGAUGCGGCUUUGUCACGCUGGCCACGUGACCCGGAAGUGUCUCCGGACAGCGCUGGCCCCCGGCCUCUUGAGUGAGAUGGGCGCACAACCCUAGAGUCUGUCAAGACUGGCCCGUACGGGCAGGGGUACCUUUACCUUUAUCUUACUGGGAUAAUUCAAUUUUCUGUCAAUAAAGCCCAAAGCAUUUUGGCAUUCUAAAUGAGGGAGUUAAUAUCUUCAUCCCUGCCUGUGCAUUGGAGAAUGUCUGAAGAAGGGAGCCUGCUGUAUGCACACAGGCUGCCACCAUGAUUUGGAGUUCUAUGCGAUCAUGCUUCCAAAUCACAGGGCUGUCUUCCAAUGCAUAGCCAGUAGGGGGCUGGACACCAGCAGGGGACCUGGCAGUCAGGCCAGUAGGUGGACUUUGCUCUCUAAUCCAUGUGAUUAAUACUAAGGUGAUUUAUAAUGCCUGAAUAGGGUUUGGUCCUGCAGCAUAUAUAAAUGAGCAUGCAUUUGAUGAUUUUGCACAAUUCAUUUUGCUUCUGUUAUGUAUGGGCAAGAGGAAGAAAUGACACAGUGCAAUGAAGCCUCUGACCACCCCUCCUUUUGCCCUUCGCCUCCCUAGGCUUUUGAUUUCAUCAGGCAUCACCUCCCAUCAAGCCUGUCUUUGUAUCCACCUAGGCUAGCUAGAAACUAAUUAAAAAGGUAAAGGGACCCCUGACUAUUAGGUCCAGUCGUGACCGACUCUUGGGUGCGGCGCUCAUCUGGCUUUAUUGGCCGAGGGAGCCGGCAUACAGCUUCUGGGUCAUGUGGCCAGCAUGACUAAGCCGCUUCUGGCGAACCAGAGCAGUGCACGGAAACGCCGUUUACCUUCCCGCUGGAGCGGUACCUAUUUAUCUACUUGCACUUUGAGGUGCUUUCAAACUGCAGGAGCAGGGACCGAGCAAUGGGAGCUCACCCUGUCGCGGGGAUUCGAACCACCGACCUUCUGAUCGGCAAGUCCUAGGCUCUGUGGUUUAACCCACAGCGCCACCCGCGUCCCAGAAACUAAUUAGGAAGUGGGUAAUAAUAAUAAUAUUAAAACAGAGACUCUCAAGAUUCUGAAAUUUGCAGUGUCAAACUCUGUUUCUUCAUCACGAUUAUGGAAUAAAAGCUGCUGUAAAUAUAGUAGAAGGAAUUAUAUAGAUUACCAGAAACUGCAUAAACAUUUCCGCCCACAGAUUUCAUAUUUAUAGCUCUUGGUCAAACUUAUCCCCAGCUGUUGAUCUCAUGGGGUAAGUGGAAGUAGCAAUGGCUUCCAUAAUUCAAAGGCAGGUGGAGAUCCAGCUCUGCCAUGUCGAAUUCCCUGCAAUGUUGCUCAUUACAUGUUUUGAUGGGAAGCUGCAGGAGUGCUAGGUGGCUCUUGUUCCUCUUUGCAUCUCAAGUAACUCUUGUUACUAUAAGCUCUGCAAAUGAUUCUUGGCUCUCUGCUGCCACCUCUGUACGUUGGAAAACAUGGUUGGCUCAAGGAGACUUCAUUACUCUGUGACUCUGUUAAUAGCAGACAUCUUUCUGGCAGGUUGGCAUUAUUGUGACUAAGGGCAAAAGAGCUGAAAAACUUACUGAGCUUUCAGGUAUGAACAAAUUAUUUCUUUCAUACUAAGAAGAGAUUCGUUAUUAUGGCCCUGUCAUUUUUUAAAAAAAGCAAAAAAGAUAAUAUUUUCUAUAUUUCUAACUUGUUCGGCCAUUCUUUCUAUUAAACAUGAUACAGACAUCUGACUUUGACCCAGUGUGAACUUUAAAAAUACACUGGAAAUUUAAGGAUAGUUGCUGGAGGGAAGUAGCAAGUUUAAAGAGAAUGUUCCCUAUAAUGUUUCUACCUUAGACUAUAUACAAAUGAAAUUUUACUUGAGGGCAACUCUGUAAAUUCAUUCACUGUGUGAUGUUUAAAUUAAGUUUUCUCCAGGAUGGUAUUGACCUUAAGUGUAUGUAUGUGGUGGGGACGGUGACAGGUUUGGUUUUGCAAAUUUGAUUCAGCAGCCAGAUGUGCCCAGUGCUGAUUGGCUGUCACAUGCCCCAAAGCAAGCUUUUAAUUUCUAAAAUUUUAAAUAAAGCAUUGAACCAGCGUUUUAGUUGUGUAUAUGUACACCCCCCCCAAAAGAAACCAGUGCAAUGAAGAUUAAGCAUUCUCAGUCCCAGAAUGUUGACAAUCAGUUAGAAAAGAAAAUGGGGUGGAGGAAAUGAAAUGGUUUUCUGGAGAAGUGGAUGGUUGACUGGUUGGCUGACUGGAGCUGUGAACAGGAUCACUCUUAUCACUCUAGACCAGACUUUAUCAGCCUUGGGUCCCUCAAUUUUGUUGGACUACAAAUCCCAUCAUCCCUAGCUAGCAGGACUAGUGGUCAGGGAUGAUGGAAGUUGUAGUCCAACAACAUCUGGGUUCCCAAGGUUGACAAAGGCUGCUCUAGAUUGCAGCAUUUUGUUGUAGGCCCCAUUUCUUAGGCAUAAUGGACACUGGACAAAGAUGAAGCAGGGCUUGAAUGAGGGAAACUAGUUGAUUGGAUGGUUAGAGGACCCUCUUGGGGCAAAGGAGAAGGAGUGCAUGAAAAAUACUUGAUUUGAGCUUUCAUGUGAUAAUGAAAGGUGGUCUUGGGGUGCCUGGAGACUUGAUGAGCAUUGUUGGUAUAGUCUUGGUUCAGCUAUAAUGCCAGACCAUGGGUUGAUAUUGCAUGAAUGUGUGUCAGUUUACUUCCUUUGUAUUUUCCUUCCUUCCUGCUAAUAAAAGCAGCGUUUUAUGUCAGAAUAUUUGAUUUUUGUUUUUUAAUUCAGCUAUUUUCUGAUGUUUGAUAAUGAGUGAUUUUCGUCCUAGGGAAUCCGAGAAAACACACAGCUGCUUUGAAAAAAGCUGUAGAUAUGUCUUGUCUCGGAGAGCCAUCUUUAUAUAAUGCCUUAAAUUUGGCCGCACAAACAUUAAAGUAAGUAUAUAUAGUCUACUGUACAGUAGUGUGCUUUUUUUUGUUUAGCAACCAUGGAGAUCGAUCUGACUAUAAUCAUAGGGAGAGUGAUUUAUUAAUCAAGUAUCCCUUUUCAGCAUUCAUUAAUCUGCUUCAGCAAAAACAGCCAAGUUUUGUGGCCCCUUAAAGAUUAGUAUAUUUAUUAUGGUAUAAACUUUCAUGCACUUCAUCAGACAUAUGGAAUGUUUUUACUCAUGGUUUGCGGAGAGGCAGAGUGUAAACUAGGUUAGAAGGAAAUAAAAUGCAAUAAAACAGUCUGACAAUUGUGUUAAAGUUUAAAUGCAUGUAAAAUAAUUACAGUGACCGUUCCCAGAGCAGUGUUGAUGAUACCAUAAACAUUGUAGCAUUGGUUAGCUAAUUAACACCUAUAUUGGGAUAAGCACCUGUUCUGUAUUCAGGCCACAGGUGAUAGAAUCAAAUUUCUUGAUAAGUAGUUUCAUACUAGAAUUUCCUGUUUGAAGUUCUUUUAUCCAGUAAUAGAAUAUUUUGUUCAAGAACUAGAUUGUUCCUCUUUGUCAAGUUUGGGGAAUCUUUUUGCAAGAGUCCUGGGUAAACUUCCAGGGACUGCAUAUUGGGAACAAAACUGCAUACACUGCCCCCAUUCACAUGUACCCAUCCAUUUAAAUUAUCUCCCCAUUCACACACAUCCAUACAAACCCAAUUCUCACACAGCCAUUUAAACAGUCACUUACGUUAUCUCUCCACCUUUUCUCUCUUCUCUUUUCCUUCCUUCACUGUCCCUCCUCAGUGUGGCACUUAGGCUUAGAUUUUUGGGGGGGGGGGUUGUGCAUAGGGUGAGGGGAAUGUUAGCUUCCUCCCCAUGCAGUAAGUAGUCACAGGGAAAAGGAUGAUUCCAUUUGUGCAAGUGGGACCUCUUUCCUAAGACCAAGGGCUAAUUACAUGGUGAAUGGCACUGAAGAGGGCGGGCUGUGGUCCAGAUUCAAAGACCUAGCCAGAGAUUGCCCACUCUGGCUCUUGGACAUUCUGCAAUUUGAAGGUGCUGCAGCAACUCAAAGCAAACUGCAGAAUUAUCCUGGAGAUUAGUAUGUGCUAAGUUACAGUGGUAAAUGUUUAAAGCCCAUAUGUCCAACACUGAUUCCCCUCCCCUAUUUCUUACUUUGCUUUCAACAGCCUUGGCUGAACCAUCAAACUACAGUACUUAGUGAGCAUAAAUGCACCUACUUACGCUGUGUGUAUAUGCAACAUCUUCUCUGCACCGAUUCAUAACAAGUCUCAUUGCUGUCAGAGUGUAAAAUAAUUUUCUCACGUAAUUUAUGUAGAAAUGGGUCUCUGUCUUGCGCUUGAUUGUUUUGGCACUUGUUUUUGUUUGUCACAAACAUAAAAGAGUGUUUUAUUCUCUCUAGGCAUAUGCCAGGGCAUACAAGCAGAGAAGUCUUAGUAAUAUUCAGCAGUCUGACAACAUGUGAUCCUUCCAAUAUUUAUGAUCUAAUUAAGGUACACAAGUUUUUGCUUUUUUCUUCUUCUGUUAAAACAACCCAGAAUGAAUGCUGGACUUUCUUGACAUUUGGGAAUAUGCAGAGAUACUUAACAUGCUUGAAACAAAUAUUUGGCACAGAAUCCUGAAAGCUUUGUGCAUUUUAUAGGUUUUUUUUAGAUCUCUUAUUGCAUGUGUUUUCUCUUUUUUUAUUUCGAAGAGUUUAAAGGCAGUUAAGAUCAGAGUGUCUAUUAUUGGCCUUUCUGCUGAAGUUCGAGUUUGCACUGUACUUGCCCGGGAAACUGGUGGUAUGUAUAUAUUUGAGUGUGUGUGUGUGAGAGAGAGAGAGAGAGAGAGAGAGAGAGUGAAUGAGAGAACCAUGAACUAAAUUGAAAAAGCCUUGAAGGCCUGCAUUUUCAGUUGGCCUUCUAGCUGUGAUGUUUAUAAUUUGGAUGAUGGUCUGACUGUAGUUUUUAGCUUUUAAAAAUAUCUAUCAGGUUUUUAAAAUCUUUCUUUGGUUUUGAUUGUUACUGCUUUUGACUGGCAUUUGCCCCAAAGAGCUGUCUGGAAUAAAUAAAAUAAAAACUGCUCAUAUCUAACAUAUUUUGAUGACAAAUCACUAAAAGCUGAUGCUAACAGAAGGAAAAAUUCAUAAAUAGUUAAUCUUUACAAAGUCAGUCAGCGUUAUCUAGGCUUAUCUAAAUGACUUUUCACUUCAAAACCUUUUUAUCUCUUUGCGCUGUGAUGGAAUUAGUGCAAAACUUUUCAUUUGCUGUUAAACCAUUGCAGCCUUUCCUCUGACAUACUCUCAAAAAGCCUCACAAUUAGAUCCACAAGGUAGUAGAUGACAUGUAUUUUUACUUGCCCAUCUGCCCACAUAUACCGUGUCAGGUUUGGCCUAAAAGGGGGGGAAGAGAACUAAUUGGUUUUGCAGGGCUUCUUUCCUUGGUCACUUGUUGACAAUUCUUACUCACCACUGGCAACCAGAUGAGCAACUGUUGAGAUGCCUGCUCUCAGUUAAUUAAAUUUUUAUUUUGUUUCCUUUUGUGGCAGGGACCUAUCAUGUCAUUUUAGAUGAAAGCCAUUAUAGGGAACUUCUGAUGCACCACGUCAGUCCACCACCAGCUAGUUCAAGUUCUGAAAGUUCGCUUAUUCGAAUGGGUAAGAAAUUGUCCUUUAAUAUUUUGGUAUACUGGUAUUGAACACACAGAAUAGUUUACUCUAAAUCCAGAGGCAAGCAAUUAGGAUAAUGCUAAAGACCACCUAUCCUGAGCUGGCGAUUUCACUGUUAUAUUGUGGUUGCAAGUAAUUGGCAUAAUUUAUUUCCUGCCAUACUAGGUAAUAUUUCACUUGUAUUUUGCAGAUAUUUUAGACCUGUGGUUCUCAAACUUUGGGCUGCACUGUCAGAACAAAAAUUUGCUUGUGCCACACUGCAUUUUUUAUUGAUAAGAAAUGCAUUGGAAAACAAAAAGAAGUAACUCCUAUCAGUGCUUGAUUUAUAACGUAGAACACAACUACCUUAUAAUACAGUGGUACCUCGGAAGUCGAACGGAAUCCAUUCUGGAAGUCCGUUCAACUUCCAAAACGUUUGGAAACCAAGGCGCAGCUUCCAAUUGGCUGCAGGAAGAUCCUGCAGCCAAUCGGAAGUUGUGUCGGCUGUUCGGGUUCCAAAGAACAUUCCCAAAGUGGAACACUCACUUCCCGGUUUGUGGCGUUUGGGAGCCAAAACGUUCGAGAACUAAGCUGUUCGAAAACCAAGGUACAACUGUAUUAGGUCUAAUUUGAGACAAACUCUCAUCUCAUCAAAAACAAAGAAGCCUUUCCAUUUUCUGAUCUUUCAUAUUUGUCAGAGUUGGAAAUCCUUGUUCACAACAAUAUGUUGUAGAGAACUGUAGAAGAAUAGCCAAUACUCCUGAAGAGAGGUGUGGAUACUGUUUCCAGUUGUAUAUCCAUACCGCACUGAAAUGUUUAUUUAUUUUUUAUUAUCCUUGAAUCUUUCCCUCACAAUAGCCAUCCUCUCCUGCCACACCAGUGCGCAAUGCCACACUCUUUGAGAACCACUGCUUUAGACAAUUAUUGUUUAUUAACUACAGGUUAUUACCAUUUUCAGUUAUCUGUAACAUACAUUUUGCCCUGUCUAUCUAGUGAUGGCAUGGUGCAGGCCGACCACACAGAGAUUUGUGUGUCAGUACGGUAAAGUGGCUUAUAUUGGGAUGUAAACCAGUGCACACUAAGAUUCUCCUCUUAAAUGAGGACCACAAUACAUAUAAAGUGACUCAAAACUAUGACUGUUCUUUUCCGCUAGGCUUUCCUCAGCACACCAUUGCAUCUUUGACUGAUCAGGACGCAAAGCCAUCUUUUAGCAUGGCGUAAGUAAUGGGUUGCUUUAUUUAAACACGGCAUGGACCGCGGUUUAAAAGUCUGAAUGUGUACAUUGAGCAGCCAGCAUUUUAUCUGAAAUUGCUUCUUCAAUAGCUCCAGUAGUGUAAGGGAAAACAUCAUUUUAAUAGCAGCUCACAGUCUCUUUCAGCAUUCAGAAAUAAUUUGGUGGAAACAUCCAAGGCAGGUUUCGCUGUGUAGCUGUUCUUCUCCAUAUGUCUAGAUUUUGGUCUUCAGUUCUGUUUAACUAAAACUAGGUUUUGCUCAUUGUAAAUUUUAUUAUUGCUAGAAUUUCAGUUGAACCGACUUUCUGUAUGAAAGAGAACUCUUAAGGACACAUUGUCUGUAUGGGUCUUCCCAGAUGGAUUUAUGGCACAACAAAUGCAGAGUUCUUUUGCCAUAGAAGGAGAUCUCAAUGUCUUUCCAUUGCAGAACAGUCACCUUUUCUUCUGUGAUAUUAUAAUGGACUCGAGUGACUUACUGGGAGGGGAGGGGAAAGGCAGCAGUGAGGAUGGUGUGGUACAAAGGCACCAGUGGGAGCAGCGGAUUGGCUCUUCCCAUGCCUUGAACCAUGCUGGCCUCUCCCCUCCCUCUCUCAGUAAACAGCACUGAAUCUAGUGAUGAAGCACCCCUGCUGGAAAAUGCAACUCUUCUUCAAGUGCUUGACAAAGCGUUGCGAUUUCUUUAGCCAUACUGGCUUCUCCAAGAACUUAAACCAUAAACUUUGAGGCCUAAUGCAAUUUCUCACCGUUACAACCCUUUUCAAUUUGUUCAAAAUGUUUCUGUGCAACAUUGUCAGGGUGGGGGAAAUGUUAUUCUUUUACAGGCAGCUAGAAAACAGCAAUGAUCCAGGUCUUACCCUGGGAGGAUAUUUCUGCCCCCAAUGUAGAGCCAAAUACUGUGAGCUUCCUGUGGAGUGCAAAGUUUGUGGUGAGUAAUUAAGUGUAUUUAUCUUUGUCUAUUAUAAUAGGGUGUGUGUGUGUGUGUGUGUGUGUGUGUGUGUGUGCGCGCCAACCCCCAACUGGGAAAACAGAAAAGUAAGCCACUAGCCUUGACUUGCUGCAUCCACUGUGAUUUAGCCACACACUUCACAAUUGUGCAUGCUAUUCAGUUUCAGUGUGUGAGGCAAUUAUGACAUUCCCGGUACUCAAUUUCUUUUCUGGGGUGGAAGGUGGUGAGUUUCCCCAAUAUUUAGCUUCUAAACGAAAUGUUGCCACAGAUCAGGCCUGUGUAAAAGUCAUAUCCUUUCAUCUAGAAACCCUUCACAUUAGUCACAGAUAGAGGGUUGGUUGUGGUCUCUUGAUCAUGAAUUAAGUAUCAUUUGUACAUACCAAAAGCACUCCUUUACUCUGUUCAUAUCUUCCAAGCAUUCAGAAGUGACAUCCAGAACUAAACCUUGGUCAUUUACAGUUACAUGGUGAAGAGCAGAAUUUGCAUACUUUUUACAUCCGUAAGGCUGUAUAUGUUAAACAAGUUUUAUGAUGGGAGCAGAAGUUUGAAAUACUAAUAAGAGGGUUAAUAAGUUAAAGCUACGUUUUAAAAAGAAUAAUUGAGAAUUGUUUUUCAGAAACCCUUUAUAAAUACGGCGAUAAUGUUUUGUAGGUCUUACACUAGUAUCUGCACCCCAUCUGGCUCGAUCUUACCAUCACCUAUUUCCUUUGGAUGCCUUUCAGGAAGUCCCACUGGAACAAUAUAUAGGAGAACGGUGUGUAAAAGAUGUCUCGUAUAACCAGUCUGAAUACUAGGGGUUAAUGUUUCCAGCAUGUGAUGGGUUGAUAGCUUUAUCUCUGCCUACAGACCACAACACCAUGGUGAACACAUAGUAACAAUGGUACAUUUGCAGGGGGUUUCUUUCCAACCAAAGGGUGAAAUAUCUUUUCAUAAUUCCCAUUUCUGCUGUUUCCAAGAAUGGCUCUGGAGCUUGUGGCUACUGAAACAGAGCAAGGAUUAUCACCUUUUUGGGUUUGACUACUAUUUCCUUCUAAAUAGCCAUUACUUCCUGUUGAUCCUACCACUGUUCUAGUUCCUUUAAAAAGAUGGCAGGGUAAUGUUUUGCUUGGAAUAAGAACAAAUUGUGAUACAACAUCUCCCCCCCCCCCCAGUUUUGUGUCAAUCAACUCAUCAUCAAUCAUUCAUUUUGGAAACAGGUUUUUGUUUCGGAUAUAAGUGUUCAUUAUUAUGAGCAAAUUGGGGACUGUGAUUGUAUGGUAGUAAACUGACACUUCUGUUCUUCUUUCUUGAGUGACCAGAGAGGCAAUAUUCUCAUAUAGUAAUUUGUGUUACUAAUUGGAAUAUUUUCAAAUAAAGAACUUCAGCUCUUUACAGUUAUAGCUUCUGUCAUUUCACAGGGUCCAAUAUUUUAUGCCACAAUAUCAUUAAUAUAAUCGUGCAGUUUUUGGGUUGACACAAGUGAAAGUAGGAACAUGUGAGAGAUCUUUUUUGCUAGACACAGGUUAUCCCUGUUUUGGCUGGACUAUUGGACAUUUCUCUGUGCAUCGUUAAGUCCCCAUUAAAAGUAAUACUUAUACAGGCAGGGGUUACGUUCUGGGGAUAACGCAUAAAGCCAAAAUUGCAUAUGGUCAAAACACAUUGGGUUCAAUGACAGGUGGCAUUGCCAAAGUCUUUUAUCCCCACUCGCCCCCUUUCCGCCCACUUUCAGAAAAAUGAUAUUUUGGGGGGCCAAGCAUGUAAAGCUGAUUGCAUGCAAAUUAAAUGUGCAUAAGUUGCAAGGUACCCGUAACAGCUGCAACACAUUCCUGGCAUUCGAUUUAACUGGUUCUGAUCCUAUAUUCUGUUAUUAAAGUAAUAGUUGCUUUAUAAACACAACAGUAGCAGCACUGUUACUGUUUAUUUAAGCCCUAUGCAUGCACGUGACACUUUACAAAACACAGGAAACAGGUCCCUACCUCAGAGGGUUUAUACUCUGUAAGGCAACAAAGGGGAGACAACAAAGGGAGUGGAGUGGAAGCAGGAAUAAAUAGAGAAAGAAUAUGCAUUAUUUCUGUUAUAUAUACUUAAGGCAAGGGUGCGGAACUUCUGGCCCUUGGGUGAAUGUUGGCUCACUAGGUCAUUUGCCCCAAACCAUGUCUAUGUGUCCAUCAGUUGACAUCGUGGGGUGUAUUGGGUGCUAAUUCUCCACUGUAUUUCCUGGGGGGAAUGUGCUGAUGAAGCAGACCCCUCUCCUUACUGUUGUGGAUCAGCUUGGAUGGGUGGGUGGGAUUGUCCACCUACCAGUUGCCUUACGUCAUCAUGAUGUAAGAUGAUUGACAGGUGGUGGUCCCUGCCCACUUGUCAAAGUUGCUGGUUGGGUUGUAAGAGGCCCAAAAUGUUCUCCACCCAUAACGUAAGGCAUGAGAAGUAGAGGUUUAACAUGAAGUAUGUAUUAAUUAGUCUCUCUAAAAUCUCUUCAUAAAUAUUCUUUUUAAACAGCUAUUGCCAAGGAUGCCAAGGAGAAAUUACAGAUCAGCAUGUAAGUCUUCAGCGUUCAACCUAUAAAUUACAUUAUAUUUGCUUGCUUUCCAUGCAAGUAAUGCUUUUUGUCCACAUCCUUCUCUUCCCCCUAAAAAAAUUUGUUAUUGAAUGUUUAAUACUUAAUACAAUGUAAACAAAGGUCAUAACUUUUACAUCAGAGAGAUCAGAAAUAUUUAGUAAUGUUUAGGAUUGUCUCUUUGCAGGCUAUAAAAAUGUGUCUCAGCUAGUUGAUACAUCAAGGCUCUUUCCUGAUAUAUAAAAGAAGUUUUGCUAAUAUGGUAACAUUCAAAUUAAAAGCAAAGUGGUGCAUUGGUUAAAAUAUCAAUGAUUGAUCAACCAAAAUAUUUAUGGAGUGGUAGCAAUGUAAGUCUGUGCUAUACCAACCUUCCCACCAUGUGGUCCUGUUCAUGAACGCCAGGUCAGUUCUCAAUAAAACAACCCUCAUCUGUCACCUAAUCAUAGCUGAGGUGUCUGACCUGGUAUAUAUUUCCAAGGCCUGUGUGAGCAAGCUGGGCAGGCCAGACCUGACCCAACUUUGUCCAGUUGAUGCCACACCAACAUAGAUUGGUGAAAGGGUUCCUUUGUGCAUCACCUACCUGUCUGUGCAACGGUGUCUCUCUCCAGCAAACCAAUCCACCUGAAAACUGGGUUUGAGGGUUUGUUCCUGGUGUUUGGGCAGGGAUAAAGCAGGGAUUUUGUUGGUGAAGCCAACAUUUUGUUGGUGAAGCCUAUCCCUGCUACCCAGCAUCAGCUGGCAAAGGGGGUGGGCUUCAAUAUUCACAGUGAUGCUACCUUGUCAAGACUAGUUCAGCACAUUGGAAUAUUCCAACCGCCAUGAUGUGCUGUGCUGUGCUGCAAAACGUAGUCCAUAUUAUUAAAUGAAGUAAAACAUUUUAGUGUGUUUUACUUCGUGCCUGAAAGCUCUGAGUGGCUAACAAAACAAACAAAAACACAAACAGAAGGGCAACUUAAAAUAAUAUGCAUUAAUUAUGAUCAUAGCAGAUAAAUCCAUGUUAGGUGUUCAGUACACGAGGCAAUAGUUGCAAAAAAUAAUUCUAGUAUCUGUUGUAAUGUAACCUUUUAAAUUUCAAUUCUUUCUUUUUUGUAGGUCUAUAUAUGUAAAGUCUGCCAGAGUGCGUUUUGUGUAGAAUGUGAUCUUUUUGCUCAUGAUACUCUGCACUGCUGUCCGGGUUGCAUUCACAAGCAUCCUGCCCCUCCCUGUGUGUGAUGCUACCUAAUGAUCAACAAUGCUGGAUGCUUUUCUGUGAGUAAAAAAUUCAACUUGACUGUUCAGUGAAGGUCUUCAGCAAAAUAGCUUAAGAUGAGGAAGAGCACCUUGCUGAAUGCUUAUGUAAAUGUUACUAUUUUCACACCCAGUUUGAAUAUACAUGUGUGUACAGCUAUUUGUAUGUGGAACUAGUUAUUGAAACUUUUUCUUCUUCUGAUAUAAUCUGAAUAGUGUGCAAGUUUGUACCUCUGAAACUUGAAAUGGAUAUGUGUCCUAAAUUAAUGGCCCUUGCUUUCAUUUUAAAUAAUAAUCAGCACAAUAGGCUACAAGCCACAAAGCACAGUCAUGGAGAAGCAAGUUUAAUGUAAGUCAUUAGGAUUUAAAAUCUAGGAUGCAAAAUCCCUGGUGCGAUGGUCACUCUAGACCAUCUCAUGAUAAGAGCUGCUUCUCUGUGUUGGCAAAGGUUGAGAGUGAUGUCAGGCAGUAUCUGUUUCAAUAAACAGUGUUAGUGUGCUGCGUGUUUUGUUUUUACUAUAAUGAUUACAGAUGGAAGAGUCUUUUUAAGUUCAAUUGCACUUCAGCUUCUGCAGGUAAGAGAUAGAACUGUACCACACAAAGUUAAAAGAAAAAGAAAAAGGUAAAGUCCAGUCAAAGGCGACUAUGGGGUGCAGUCUUCAGUAGAAGAAAUCUAUAAAGCACCUUCUAAUGAAAAGAUGGGAGAGGGAAGUGCUAUGAUCUAAAUCAGUAGGACUAUGAAAUGAAUUUUUAAAAACUUCUCUUAGAUGCAUCCUUUAAGAAGAAAUCAGGCACAUGACCAUGGACCAAAGGAAUGGCUGAGAGACCUCUGUUGCCUUGCUGCCAUGGGAUUUUGAAAGGGAGAACUUAACUUUCACAUACCGUAUUUUUUGCUCUAUAAGACUCACUUUUUCCCUCCUAAAAAGUAAGGGGAAAUGUGUGUGCGUCUUAUGGAGUGAAUGCAGGCUGCGCAGCUAUCACAGAAGCCAGAACUUUCGCUGCGCAGCGAUCCCUCUUGUUGUUCUGGCUUCUGAGAUUCAGAAUAUUUUUUUUCUUUUCCUCCUCCAAAAACCAGUCUUAUGGUCUGGUGCGUCUAAUAGAGCGAAAAAUACGGUAUGUCAGAUCCCUGACUUUUGUGUUCCACUUGCUUCAUUAGGUGUAUACUCCCUCCUUUCUUUUCAGUAUGGUUCUGGCAAACUGCUGCUCUCACUCUCUAAGCUCUGGGUAGUUAGGGACUCUUUCACUCUUCAAAACUAAGGUGGGUCACCAUAUUAAAUUGUAUUUGCAGCCUGCAUAGUUGUAACAUCGUUUUCUAAAGCACUUGUACUGCUCAUCUUUCAUUUCUCAAUAAUAAACCAAUCGUUUCUACUUUAUGUUGUGGCAGGCCCUUUAUUAGGCAUACAUGUAUACAUGCUUACUUAAUAAACUCAUGUUCUGACUCCACACAAGUUUCCAUUCCUCUCAGGGUAUAUGUUGGGUUCACAUAUGCAGUGGACAUGCCUGUGGCUUUAGCCAUACUCCUUGUAACAACCUGCAACUCCAGUGGCAAAGCUGGAUCUCAGAGGCCACAUGAGACUGAACCUGCUCCUACAGGGAAAGUGCAACCCCAUUUAGAGCAGGCAACUUUGUGACUUUCUCCCACAGAGCCCUCAUCUUGCCAGGUUUCAGACUCAGCUUAUUAGUUCACAUCCAGCCCACCACUACAUCUAGACACCAGUCCAGGAGCUUCUCAAGUAUUCCCAAUUCUGAGUUUACAUAGAAACCGAGUUGGUUAUCAUCAGUGUACUGGUGACACCUCCCUCCAAAUCUCAUUACCACUCCCGGCUGCUUCACAUAAGUGUUAAAUAGCACUGGAGACAGUACGGCAUCUUGCCACAACCUGUAGUUCAACAGCCAGAAGGAAGCAAAUUUUGGCCUUGCACAGGGUACCCAAGGAAAGACCCAAGACCCAAGGGAGAAGAGAGAGGGAAGUUGCUGCCAUAUGUAACCUAGACUUUCAGAAGCUAGGAUUAAGGAGAUGAAGGGUAGUUGUAUUUCCGAAAUAAUAUAAUCUCUCAUGGUAUUUUAUUUAGCAAUACUAUUACAUUCUGGUUUUGAAAUUAGUGCUAUGUUUUCCUGCUAACAAAAUGUUUAACCUAGAUGGGUGUGUGAUGAACAACCUGAAGACAUCAUUGCCUAAAAAUUCAAGUUCAGUUUCCUCAGAGAUGUAAUCUUUAUCCACAACAAAAUGUAAAAAGAUG
Podarcis lilfordi (Lilford's wall lizard) is the source of this 18452-nucleotide messenger RNA. Lineage: Eukaryota; Metazoa; Chordata; Lepidosauria; Squamata; Lacertidae. The record is from the annotation of a GenBank genome assembly.